AUGUCCCGCCUCCCAGAUAGCUACACCUACUACAGCCACAGCCACAGUCGCAGUCGCACUCACAGACCAUCUUCCACACCCCCAUACACCCAAACCCAAACACCAGACUCCCACCGCUAUGAUACCUCAGCCCACACCUACGGCCCAACAUUCGACACCCUCUCCUACCGCGAAACCCCCUCCUCCGCCUCCGGAGAAACAGGGGAGGAGAAGGGAGAGGAGGAGGGAGGAUACUGA
Messenger RNA from Pyrenophora tritici-repentis Pt-1C-BFP, 237 nucleotides. NCBI's taxonomy places the organism in Eukaryota, Fungi, Ascomycota, Dothideomycetes, Pleosporales, Pleosporaceae. The record is from RefSeq and is a predicted model, not a curated record.